GCUCGCGAGCCUAGGUACGGCCCUGGGCCGGGCCUCGGGCGGGGCUGGGGCCGUGGCAGGAAGCCGGAAGCAGCCGCGGCCCCAGCUCGGGAGACAUGGCUGGCGUUAAAGCUCUUGUGGCAUUAUCUUUCAGUGGGGCUAUUGGGCUGACUUUUCUGAUGCUGGGAUGUGCCUUAGAGGAUUAUGGCGUUUACUGGCCCUUGUUUGUCCUGAUUUUCUACGCCAUCUCUCCCAUCCCCCAUUUCAUUGCCAAACGAGCAACAUAUGACUCCGAUGCAACAAGUAGUGCCUGUCGGGAACUGGCUUAUUUUUUCACUACAGGAAUUGUUGUUUCUGCCUUUGGAUUUCCUGUUAUUCUUGCCCGUGUGUCUGUGGUGAGUAUCCUACAAUUCAGCUCAAGUCUGAGUCCAUCUACCUGGAGACAGCAACAGAUUCUACUGGUUCAGGGCUCUGUCCCACAAGACUACCUCCCUCUUCAGAUGCCAAUCACAAGUCCAGAUCAAAUGGGGAGCCUGUGGCCUGGUGCUGGCAGGCAAUGCAGUGAUUUUCCUUACAAUUCAAGGUUUCUUCCUUGUAUUUGGAAGAGGAGAUGAUUUUAGCUGGGAGCAGUGGUAGCCCGUGCUUUAUCCUGACAAAAUGCAUUUAAUUUCUUAGAAUCCAUGCUGUUUGUAUAUGUGUGCACAUGUGGCCUUUUACUAUGAAAUUUAAUACGCUGGUUUUUUAUACCUUUGUAAUCAUGUAAUCACUUUAAGGAGGACUACAUGGGGAAAAGUUUAAUUUUAUUCCCAACUAGUAGACUUCUCCAUUCACUCAAGUUGAGUCAUGUUGUUCAGCUGUUCAUAUAGUCAUAGUAUGGUGCUGUCAGAAAAUACGUUAACAUACGUUUGCCCACUCUGCGUGCCACAUUUCCACCUGCAGCCCAGGGAUCUGCUUGGGUGGGUCCAUAACACUGGGGUUAUCUCAGCUCUCCUCAGGACUUCCAACAUAUACUUGUGGCUCAGAGAGAAGGAGGUGGCCCCCUCUUUGUGUUGCAGACUCUUGCUUCUCCAAGUAUGGUCCAUAGGCUAGGAGCAUCAGCAUCUCAAAGUGUGGUCCAUAGGAGCUUAACUACAAAUGCAGAACCUGUGAUCCCACCCACAACCCAGCUCACUUUGGUGAGAUCUCAAGUGAAUCCUAUGCACAUGAAAGUUUGAGAAGCAUGUUCAUGAAGAAAUAAGCAUUGCUGUCCCCUUGGCUGAACCACUUAGCUUGUGUGGGCAUUAGCAGCUUGUAAAAGCUGUUUCCCCUUCCCCUCAUGUUGAGGCCUAGUUCAGAUUCUCCUUGAUGUUUGUGCAGUGUCCAAACCUAUAAUUUACAGGCUGUUCCUCAGAUUUGUGAAAUGUUCUCAAUAGCGAACAGCCAUGGCUUCACAUUUUCUGAAAAAGCAAAUGCUGUCUUCACAGUGGAGGGGAACAGAGCCCCUGCUGGGAGACAGUGGAUGGAGGCUGGACUAGAACUGUCCCCUGCUUCAGCAGGAUGGGGAGGAGUGGGCAAGUAAUACUGUUUAAUUUCCCUUUAUAGUCUGACAUUUCUCCCCAGUUAUUUCCCUGUGCUGUUCCCCCCAACCUUCACCAGCACCCCUAAGCCCCCCAAAACACACUCCCAGCAGUUCUGAUUGGCCCGCACUUCUUUAUGGCUCAGCUUCUCCUUUCUACAGAGACAUAGAGCCAAGUAAGCAAGCAGAGGGUGAGCUGCUUAAUUUUAUUUACAUGUGAUGUACUUAUUGUCUUCCAUGUCCUAUAGGACUUUUAAUAACACUUUAUGCUAGUUUUAAAUGAAUCAUUGAGAAUUAAUGUGAUGCUAGGUUCUGUAAUCACAGUUUUUCUAGCUUAACUUUUUGUCCAAGACUUAUCAAGAAAAAGAAUUUUUGGAACUAGAACUGCUUGAUUAGAAUAUAAGCAAUGAUUUUAAAGCAUUAUUAAUGUAUGAUAACUGACGUACAUUCAAAACUCUGAAACCUUGAUGUUUGUAACCCCUUUGUAUUCUGGAAUGAUGUUGGGAUCAGAAGAGUGAUACCUAAGAUGAUAAUGUGCAGUGAUGUUUAGCCCUGUGCGUGAUUUUAUGUUUUCAAUGUACUGUGUACUUACAGAAUUGUUAAAGUUGUUAUUUCCAAUAUUUAUACUAGGAAAAUUAUAUAGACACUUUAUGAUUUUAACCAGCAUUUUUAAUGACAUUUGCACUUACUGUAUUGUAAUAAACUCCACUUUUAACACAAAAGUUUAACUAAAAGUCUUUAUUCUGAUGUUGAUUUGCAUAAAUGGUAACCCCAAAAAUGAAAAUUUCUUGGUGUUCUGAAAUGUGCAGUUUUAAGCAAUAAUCUGUCCUGCAUUAGAAUAAUAGCAAUAAGUUGUAAGGUACCAUUUUGGAUGUGUAGUUGGCUUGUAAUAGCUUUUCUUUUCCUAAGAUGGAGAUACUGUUAAUACUACAUUUUGCAAAAGUUCCUUUGUUGCUUAUACACAUUUUAAAUAGCCAGUGUAGCUUUAAUGUGUAGUCUUCCAGCGUUGCUUCUUGAUUAUAUUUCCAGGAUGAUAUAAAGUCCUUCAUGUAGAGUAUUUGUGGGAUAGAAAUACUAAUGUGUUGGAAACACUAAUGGAAACACUAAUGUGACUACUAAUGAAAUGGUUUAUCGAAGUGAUAGGUUAUUGGAUUUGCUAAGUGUCUGAAACAGGCUUUAUUCUGCAACACAUAAGUGUCAUUUAAGUAAUAAACUUCAGUAUUAUUUAAGAAA
This is a messenger RNA of Capra hircus (goat), 2767 nucleotides long. It is a transcript of the gene LEPROT, whose product is annotated as leptin receptor overlapping transcript. NCBI's taxonomy places the organism in Eukaryota, Metazoa, Chordata, Mammalia, Artiodactyla, Bovidae. Gene Ontology annotation, biological process: negative regulation of growth hormone receptor signaling pathway; late endosome to vacuole transport via multivesicular body sorting pathway. The transcript has 5 exons. Bases 96 to 593 code for a protein of 165 amino acids. The record is from RefSeq and is a predicted model, not a curated record. Gene Ontology annotation, cellular component: endosome.